AUGACCGAACGCAAGAUUCCGCCAAGCAACGUGCCUGACGAUAAAGUCCCCCGGGAGUCAUCCAAAGGCGAGCCAACGAAAGACCUCGAGACCUCCGCCAGAGAAGUCCCCGCGGAACCUGACACGUCAUCGACCAACGAUCCUCAAAAUGGCCAACCUCAACCAGACGACGACUCGCUCGAAAAGAUAAGAUGGGCCAAAGAAUGGAUCAAGCAAAACCCCAAAGCAGCAGCAGCUCUCGGUCUCACAGCCGGCGGACUAACGGUAGUUGCUGCUCCCGCGCUGCUUACCGGACCGGUGUUGAGUUUCAUGGGAUUUGGUUCUAGUGGUGUUGUAGGAGGGUCUAUCGCAGCCGGAAUCCAAGGCAUGAUAGGUAACGUCGUGGCUGGUAGCUGGUUUGCGACCGCUACGAGCGCUGCGAUGGGAGGGUAUGGAGUCCCUGUUGUUGCGGCUGUUGGGCAAGGGGUUGGGGCGGCGGCGGCGUUUGUGGGUGGCGCGUAUGCUACUAAGGAGUUGAGGAAGGAGCAAGCGGGUGAGGAGGAGGAGGCUAAGGAUGAGGAUGGUGAGGUUCCGGAGGAUCCAAAGGAUGGCGAUGAUGAAGAUGGUGCUGUUACGGAGAAGGAGAAGGCCUCUCGUUGGAGGCAGAGUGGGCUGGGCCGCAGGGAUUUUGACGACGAGUCUACUCUGUUGGAUAACUCUGACUCCGAGAACUCUGACGACAACUGGCUUUAG
This is a messenger RNA of Neurospora tetraspora, 732 nucleotides long. RefSeq lists its product as uncharacterized. NCBI's taxonomy places the organism in Eukaryota, Fungi, Ascomycota, Sordariomycetes, Sordariales, Sordariaceae. The record is from RefSeq and is a predicted model, not a curated record. The coding region runs from base 1 to 732 and encodes 243 amino acids. Gene Ontology annotation, cellular component: membrane. The transcript has 3 exons.